Desarmillaria tabescens is the source of this 876-nucleotide messenger RNA. RefSeq lists its product as uncharacterized. The coding region runs from base 116 to 706 and encodes 196 amino acids. The transcript is spliced from 6 exons. Lineage: Eukaryota; Fungi; Basidiomycota; Agaricomycetes; Agaricales; Physalacriaceae. The record is from RefSeq and is a predicted model, not a curated record.
AUUUGGCUGAACGCCUGCUGGCCUGGAGGUUUCCUUGUCCCUUUCCCUUUAUCCUCUUGCCGUCCUCCUCCCCUUUCCUGUUUUAUACCGCCACUCUACCCUACAUCCUGCGAAGAUGUUCUCCACAUUCCUUACCCUUGCGCUCGUUCUUGCCCCCGUCUUCAAUGGCGUCCUCGCUGAUUUUAAUGUCUAUGCCCCUUCCACGGUCGCUCAGUGUCAAGUACUCAGUUUCUCAUGGGACUCCACCGCUUCGCCCAUAGACGCCGCACUCGUGAGCCCUCAGGAUCCUUGUGGCGACUUUCUUCAGGAUUUUGGUUCCAAUAACUGGGGUAAUUCUUUGAAUGUUACAGCCGCUAUCCCUGCUGGUACUUCAAUUCAGUUGUCCUUGGUCGACAGCAACGACAAUGAAGCCUGGAGCGGAGUGAUUACCGUCACGGAAAGCAGCGACGCUAGCUGCCUCAGUGCUUCGUCCUCGUCCUCGUCCGCUUCCGGUGUCUCCGCAUCCGUCUCUUCGACGGCGUCCGGUACUACUUCCAACGCCAAGGCCUCCUCGACGUCCUCUUCGUCGUCAGCCACUUCCGCUGGACCCUCUGCACCUGUCGGAGCCGUCGGAAGUGGUCCGGGCUCAAAUGGCGCGAGUCACCAAGUUGCUGCACCCCUUAUGGUCCUCGGAGCGACGUUCACGGCCCUCCUUCUAUCCCUAUAAUGAUACCCCGCUGGUUGCCCAAGGCUUCCUUGCACUUCUUUUACCCCUACUAUUUUUAUCCAAGGUGUGUGGUAUAAUGUUGGUUCCGGAGCUCAAAUAUCUCGAGAUGUGAUGGUAUCGAACUGGUUCACCUAUCACGUUUAUCUCCUGGUACACCCUCUCCUUUAUAU